AAGAGGCCCGCCACCAAUGCUACCCCAGAGGACCUCGCCUGAUAACACCAUUUUCCGGUGGCUCCUCCUCCUCUCACUCUCCGGGAUCUCAUUUUCCAUCCAAUUUCGUGAAGCCCCACAGUUCUACAACUCGCCGGAAUGCCCUUCUCCAGCCACCGCGAACUGGCUCUGCAACCCCAACAUAACCCACAUCGCCAUGACCCUCGACAAAGUCUACCUCAGAGGCACCAUGGCUGCCAUUUUAUCGAUAGUCCUGCACUCUUCCUGCCCUGAAAAUAUCGCAUUCCACUUCAUUGCAUCUUCCUCGGACUCCGCCUCUCUCCGGCAGUCCAUCUCAUCUUCGUUCCCAUACCUCCGCUUCUCCGUCUACGAUUUUGACGAUUCGCUGGUUGAGUCUAAGAUCUCCACAUCCAUCCGGGCCGCUCUCGACCGCCCCCUGAACUACGCUCGAACAUAUUUGGCUCAAAUUCUACCGGAGUGCGUGACCCGAGUCGUGUACCUGGACUCAGACUUGGUGGUCGUCGACGACAUUACCCUGCUCUCCUCGAUUAAUCUCGGCGAAGAGUCGGUCCUGGGUGCGCCCGAGUACUGCAACGCGAACUUCACCGCAUACUUCACCAUGAAUUUCUGGGCAAACCCGACGCUCUCGCUCACAUUCGCCGGCCGGAAGGCGUGCUACUUCAACACGGGCGUGAUGGUCAUAGACUUAGAGAGAUGGAGGCGAGGAGGUUACACAGAGAGGAUCGAGGAGUGGAUGGAGUUGCAGAAGAGGAUGCGGAUUUACGAGCUGGGAUCGCUGCCGCCAUUUCUGCUAGUUUUCGCGGGGAAAAUUGUGCGGGUUGAGCACAGGUGGAACCAGCAUGGGCUGGGGGGCGACAAUUUGAGGGGUUUGUGCAGGGAUUUGCACCCCGGGAAGGUGAGUUUGCUGCAUUGGAGUGGGAAGGGGAAGCCAUGGGCGAGGCUCGACGCGGGUCGGCCCUGCCCUCUCGAUGCGCUAUGGGCGCCUUAUGACUUGUAUCAGACGCCCUUCUCUCUCGAGGCAUGACCCCUCUAAUCUCGUUCUCUCUCUCUCUCUCUCUUCGGUGAUCUCUCUUUCUCACUCUAACUCUCUUGCUUCGAUUUUGUUAAUAAUACUCUCUCUUCUUUCUGUUCUCUCUCUCACCCACUCCUUGUUUUCUUUGUCAGCGCUCUCUCUUUUAUUUCUUCUCUUUCAUUCCUGGUUUCUUUUGUCAAUUCUCUCUCUCUUCACUACUUUUUUUUGUCACUCUUACUGUUUGUGAUCUUGUCAAUAUCCUUUUUCUCUCUCUCCCUCAUUUAUUUUCUCUCGCUCGCUCCUUGUUUCUCUGUCAAUUCUCUCUCCUCUCUUUCAUCUUCUGUUUGCUGUGAUCUCUCUUCCCCUCUCUCGUAUUUGGAGCUCACUUCAUAUUUCAAUACUAUUAAGCAGCCACCUUUGCUGUUUUCUGUUUUCUAUGCUCUUUCUCUCCCCCUUUUCCUGUUUCUUCGUCAAUGUCCUCUCUCCUUUCCUUCCCCCCCUCUUAUUUACUCUCUCUCUCUCUCUCUCUCUCUCUCUCUCUCUCUCUCUUGUUUCAUAUGAUCUUUCGUCUCUCAAUGAAUCCUUCAUCUGCUCUUUCUCUAAGUUUCUACCCCUCCUCUCUCUCUCUCUCUCCCUAGGUUUUUUGUUGUUAUAUGACAAUUUCAGAAAGACCGUGAAAGAAAACUGAGUACUGUGUUAGUUGUAUACUUAAAGAGUUUGAGCUGGACAGGCUUUCCUUUUUGUUUUUGUUUCAUUAACUGCGCUUUGAACUGUGAAAAUUACAGUACAAGAAAAUAAUGUGAAUUUAUUGUUGUACAAUUUUGAUCA
Amborella trichopoda is the source of this 1861-nucleotide messenger RNA. It is a transcript of the gene PARVUS, whose product is annotated as Nucleotide-diphospho-sugar transferases superfamily protein. Gene Ontology annotation, molecular function: glycosyltransferase activity. Gene Ontology annotation, cellular component: Golgi apparatus. NCBI's taxonomy places the organism in Eukaryota, Viridiplantae, Streptophyta, Magnoliopsida, Amborellales, Amborellaceae. The record is from RefSeq and is a predicted model, not a curated record.